GCAAGGCUGUUAUGAAAAACCUCAACUGGACUGCAGCACAAAUGGCUCCAGUUCUUCUGCUGCUGUUUCUUCCUCUUGCCCUCUGCUGUCAAACGGCCCCCAGCACUGAAUGCGAGAAUCUGCCUUUCGUACCCGGGCAUAAUUUAGUAGGAGAGGGCUUCGAUAUCGUGCGAAUGAAGACCACCGGAGCCUUCGUGGUGGACAUGCUGAACUACAUGACCGGUGGGGACCACGGAAACUGCACUUACUGUGAAAACAAACUGCUCAAUAAGAAGCAGAAGUUGCCGGCAUCCGUAGUCGACUGGCGCAUCAAGGUUAAAUGUCGUCGUAGCCUCAGUGCAAAGGUCCAUGAAUCCGCCAGUUCGGUGCUUAAAGAUACCACCACUUCUACCAGCGUCAGCUGGAAGGUUGGCUUGAGCGUGCCGAUGGUGGCGGGCGUGGCUGUGGGUGGCACUCAUUCAAGUGCUGCCAGGUUUGCCAAGAGCCAUGCGUCUCAGGACAAGUUCUCCUACACGAGCCACACCUUCUCCUGUCGCUAUUACUCAUUCCGUCUCCACGCUCAACCUCCGUUGACCAAAGAGUUCAACGGUUCCAUCAACACCCUUCCUGCUCAAUUCAACAGUAAGUCUGAGGCGGCCUACAACCAUUUCAUCUCCAUCUACGGAACGCACUUUCUGCGGCAAGUUGACCUGGGUGGUCGCGUAAAAUCGACCACCGCCGUGAGGACCUGCAAGGUCGCCAUGACGGGACUUUCGGUACAAGAUGUGAGCAACUGCUUAUCGGCAGAGGCGUCCGGAGUUAUAAAGGGUGUGAAGGUGAGUGCAGAGACGAGUUACUGCAAAGCCAAAAAGCAAAAACUGGAGAGGGGCAACAGCUUCAGCGCAUCUUUCUCUGACCGCGUCACUGAAAUAAUGGGAGGAAACGGUGAGGCUCAGGAUAUCCUCUUUGCCCCAAGCAACAAGAGCGGGUAUGGUGUGUGGCUCAAGACGUUGAAGACGUUGCCGGGCGUGGUGUCCUAUACGCUGACCUCUCUGCACAUGCUGGUUACACACGACCCGGCCAGAAAAGCCAGUUUACAAGCGGCCAUUAGUUCAUAUAUAACGAAAAGCGCUAUAUCCACUUCUUGCUCUUCCAAGUGUAAGGUGGGCCGGCGUAACGGUAACUGUGCAUGUAAAUGCGGCGGCCAUCAACGUAUUGAUAGUAAUUGCUGUCCAAGCAAGCCAGGAGUGGCCACUUUGAGCGUGACCGUGGUGAGCGCCGCAGGACUGUGGGGAGACUGGUUCUCUAAAACCGAUGGUUAUGUAAAAUUCUUCUACAAAUCUUCGGCAGAUACGACACCUGUGAUUAUGAACAACAACUUUCCUCAGUGGAACCAUAAGCAUAACUUUGGAACUGUGGAUCUGACGGAAAGAAAACCAGUGAUUUUUGAGGUGUGGGACCGUGAUAACCGCUGGGAUGAUGAUCUGCUGGGAAAAGUUACUGUUGUCCCAACUGUAGGCACCAACGUGCAGAAACGGUUGAAGCUAAAGCAUGGCACUCUUCUGGUCUCCAUCACUGCAAAUUGUGGUCCGAGCCUUGCAAGUUCAUACUGCGAUAAAUAUGCCCCUGCACCAGAUAGCGGCAGUACUCUCACCGAUUACAACCCCUUCAAACCAGUUUCAUUCCAAGAAUCUAAUGGUCUUCCUGAAAACACUUUUCUGUAGAAAACAUAAUCGUUUGAUUGAAAAGUGAUGUAAAGCUUGAUGUAGAAUUUAAAAUGCUAAUUAAUGCUAACUAAUAUUUUUAAAUAGAACAAAUAUUUGACAACAAAGAUAAAAAUUUGACUACAUAAAUUUAAAUUAUAAAAAAUUAUUGACAUCCCUUCAAUUACAUUGUUAGUAUAUUUCUAUAUAUCUUCAUUAUUUAGUUAGGAAAGUUACAUCAAGUAAUUAGGAAAAACAGGUGUUUUUAGUCAGAAUAAAGACAUUUCUUUAAAAAUCUUUCAAUUUACAUUUUUGUUUUUAAGCGCUCUAGUGUUUUACAAAAGACAUAAUAUUUUAUAUCAGUGGUUAUAAUUGUGAUGGGUGUAAUGAGAAGGGCUUGUUUGAUAACAUCUAAUGUUUAAGUCUCAUUAAACUUGGCUAAUAAUGCUUUGAAUGCUUAGUUUAGAAAUAUAGUCUUAGGAGCACAGUAAGUAAGGGGAGAGGCAAAUUUGGUGGGGGAACAGAGACAUGUCACUGGGUUGGGUCAGCGUUUAUCUUUUUGACAGUGUUGGCAUACACACAUAAGGUGUCAACCCACUGCUGCAGUUUUCAAAGUGCAUGUUGACAAUUUUCCAAAUUCAUUCUGAAAAGUAAACGCAUAAGAGCGCAUAGAUGAGGAUUUACUUGAAUGAAAGUGUUAUGGAAAAAAUACAAAAAUAAUACGGUAAAACAUUAAAAUUUGAUGUGGGAUAAACUGAAUGCAUAGUUUUCUUCAGAUAUAUAAUUGUGUAGGUUUUUAAGGGAAACUAAAUUAUUCUGUAAUUUUGAUUAAAUGUCUUUGUAGAUAUUGUAGAUUAUAAGCAAUGGAAUCCUUAAACAUCUAAUCUUAAAAUAUUCAAUUUUACUUUUACUUUUUUUAUAGCUAAUGCAGUAAAUACCACCAAUCCCGAUAGAUUUUAAGACCUGUAUUUUAACAUAAAAGAAUGUCUAAAUAUUAAGGUAUUUUAUGUUUUUGUAUAAUUUCUUGUGCCCUAUCAAGUAUUUAGUUUCAGUUAAAAUGAUAAUGUAUAGAAAAGGCUGAAUGUGGAAAGGUCAA
Messenger RNA from Triplophysa dalaica, 2778 nucleotides. RefSeq names its product perforin 1.3 (gene prf1.3). Lineage: Eukaryota; Metazoa; Chordata; Actinopteri; Cypriniformes; Nemacheilidae. The transcript is spliced from 4 exons. The coding region runs from base 12 to 1703 and encodes 563 amino acids. The record is from RefSeq and is a predicted model, not a curated record.